AUGCGCAAGUUGAAAUGCUCGGGGCACAGACCGGCGUGUGGACGCUGUGCGCGGGAGGAGAACGAGUGUGUGUACUCGCUGCGCAAGACGAUGGGGCGGCCGAGGAAGAGGCGGAGAGAGGGCGAGGACGAGGGCGAGGGCGAUGUCGAGAUAGGGGGUGAGGGUGAGGCUGAAGUUGAGGCUGGGGCGUUGGAGCUACGGGGUGCUUCUGCACCGGAUAGUGGACGGCUGGAUGGGGGGUUUGAGUUUGGGGGUGUGUUUCUGCCGGAAUUUGGAGAGGGGCGGAGGUAUGCUCAGGGCCAGGUUGAUCUGGGUUUGCGGGGAUGCAACGGGCCGUCGCCUCCGAUGACGAGCUUUGAGUGA
Molecule: messenger RNA, 363 nt
Organism: Ascochyta rabiei
Lineage: Eukaryota; Fungi; Ascomycota; Dothideomycetes; Pleosporales; Didymellaceae
Exons: 1
Coding region: 1-363 (120 amino acids)
Biological process (GO): regulation of DNA-templated transcription
Molecular function (GO): DNA-binding transcription factor activity, RNA polymerase II-specific; zinc ion binding
Source: RefSeq, a predicted model, not a curated record